Messenger RNA from Trichoderma virens Gv29-8, 1716 nucleotides. RefSeq lists its product as uncharacterized. The transcript has 3 exons. The coding region runs from base 1 to 1716 and encodes 571 amino acids. The record is from RefSeq and is a predicted model, not a curated record. Lineage: Eukaryota; Fungi; Ascomycota; Sordariomycetes; Hypocreales; Hypocreaceae.
AUGUGCACCACCAACAUCUACACCUACGUCUACCCAGACGGCCACAAGGAACAGUCUCGCCAACCCGUCUUCUGCUCUGCAUCGCGGCGGGGCAAGGUCUGCAUCAACAACGUCGUCUUCCAGCACCCCACCCAGUACAUCCCCAUCGAGCAUUCUCAGACAUUAUCUGGCAGCUCUCGCAGCUUUCACAGCUCUCCCUUCGUCAGCCAGUUCCCGCCCACGCCAGAAUACACUCCCCCAUAUGGCACCGGCAACUAUGGCACCGGCAACCUUGUUGAGAUGACGGACUCAGACGAGGACACGGACGAGAACGCGGACGAGAUCAAGGGCGAGAACACGGACGAUAAGAAGGACGAGACCAUUGCCAUACGUGCCACCCAGUGCUUGGAAUCUUUCCAGAAAUGUCUUCAGCGGGCGUCCUCUGUGCACCCUAGGGAGUUCUCAGUAGUAGAAGACCAAAUGGCGAGGCUGUCUACAUGGACUGCAGGCAUCGGAGUUUUUGCUCCUGGGCGAGCGUCCAUAGAUCAUCGCCUGCGAUAUGCACCGGAAGUGCAGAGUGCUGUCACUGGUCUUCUGGAGUCUCUGGACUACCGUAUCCGUGCUUGCUCGGAUGUCCUUGAUGAGGGCAAGUUCUCGGCACCAGAUACUCGAAGUGCUGCAAACGAGCGGUUGGAAUGGUGUUUUGUAGACAUCACGACUGAGCUCAGUCGUCUCGAAAAGACUGCGAAUACAAUUGGCAGAGCCAGCAACGAAGCCCAUGUCCUCAAUGCGAGCGAUUUUCAGAUCAAGGACGUCGAGGGAAAUAACGUAGAGUCCCUCUUACUCAGAGAUUUCGAGCGUCACAUUGGCAGGCGGUUCCCCAACAUUAGCAAGAUAAUCCAACAGAGGCUUGCUCGCACAAUGCUCCUUCGACAGAAACGAAUCCUGCACAGGAGGCACUACCAAGGGAACACUGAUACUCAACCGCAGGAGGCAACACCCAAGGGUUCCAUUACAUUACUAGCUAGUCAGCUGAUGGGACCUGCAAUAAUUCUAUCCUCCGGUAACGUCAAGAUAGUCUCUUUCGGCUCAUCUGUUAUUUCAGCAAGGAAGACAGCCGUCUUGAGUACCCAUGAGGCACUUAUAUUCCCACCCGCUCCUAGUCCUGCUGCCGAACGGAAGUACAAGCAGCGCAGGACUCCGCGCGUAGCUGAUACUCAUAAUACCUCACGGCUUGUGAAAGCAAAAUCAAAUGCGAAGUCAAAAAAGAAGCCCCAGGCAAUAGGAGAGAUUACUUGUCCUUAUUGCCUCUACAUGCUCCCAGCCCAGGAGGCGUCUGAUGAAUUAGCAUGGCGAAAUCACGUCAAGAACGACCUGGACCCUUAUGUGUGCCUCUUUGAGGAUUGUCAGGAAGCAGAUCUGCUCUAUAAUGACAGUGACGAAUGGCUCAGCCAUUUGCAUCAACACAACAAGCUCUGGCGCUGCUCUUCUCAUCGCGAUCUGGGGCCAUUUUCUACCCGCGAAGACUAUAUCAAACAUAUACGGGAAGCCCAUAAUAUCAACCUCAGCGACACCCAGCUCCGUGUUUUAGCGAAGAAGAAUGCGCGCAAGGCGGUGAAGCUGUUUUUGUCGUGCCCAAUGUGUGGCAAAAAUGCGACCGAGGUUGAUGGCCGUCUGGAGGACCACAUAGCCGGACAUCUACUAUCUCUAGCCCUCAAGUCCCUUCCAAGUUUCUAA